AUGGUGCCCAUAUGGUUCCUGGGAAUGUCCCUCGCUGGAUUUCUCCUUACUGAGAUCAUUGGGGUUCCAGCAGAUUCCAAGAAACCCCUGGGAAGUCAGUUCCAGCAAAAUGCUUUGCAGGAAGCUGUCAAUAUGAUCAGCAAGUUUUAUAAAGAGUUCAGUGAUGGUGAAGGAAAUAUUAAUAAAGCAACACCAGUGCCUUUAGAACUCCAAAACUUCUUCAAGCAGUUAGCAAACAAGAAACAGCAUGCUUCUGAUUCAGAAGCCUUAAGAAUCAUCCAACAACAUGUGCUCUUACACCAUCCCCAGUGGUCAUUCAACAUAUCAGACCCUUUAACCUUGCCUGACCUUGAUGAUCUGAUGCAUACUGUAGAGCAUUCAGCAGUUGUUCAAACCUCUGUCUGCAAGAAAGACUGCUGGUCCAACCGUUAUAGAUCCAUCAGUUCCAAGUGCAACAACAGGAGGGCUCCUCACCUGGGGGCAACUAAUACCCCUUAUGCCCGUUGGCUUCCAGCUCAAUAUGAGGAUGGAUUUGCACUUCCAAAAGGUUGGAUUGAAGGGAAACUGUAUUCAGGAUUUCCUCUGCCAUUGGCCCGAGAGGUUUCCAAUAAAAUUCUGAAAACAAGUAUUAAAGACAUAAUUGAAGAUCCCGAAUGGACUCAGCUUUUUAUGGAAUGGGGGCAGUGGAUGACUCAUGAUAUGAGUUUAAUCCGCCCAUCUCAGGAUCUUGAAGUGUCCAGUAUUGGCAUCCACUGUGAAAGAUCUUGUGUGCAAAGAAAUCCUUGUUUCCCCAUCAAGCUACCACAUGAUGACCCACGGAAUACAGACACUCAUCCGUGCCUGCCCUUCAUCCGAUCAGCUCUUGUGUGCUGCUCAGGGUUUUUGGGCCCGAAUAGAUGUGACCAGAUCAAUAUGCAGACAUCCUACAUUGAUGCCAGCAGUAUUUAUGGUAACACGGAGCACCAGGAAAAGAGACUCAGAGAUUUCACCAGUGACCUGGGCCUGUUGAAGGUCAAUCCCACCUUUACGGACAACAACCUGAAAUACCUGCCCUUUGGAAACCCUGAACAGGAAAGCCCUUGUGCCAUGAACCACAACAGUUCAUCUUGCUUUAGCCGAAGUGUUCCCUGUAUGUUAGCUGGCGAUAACCGUGCAAAUGAAAACCUGGGAUUACUCAGCUUUCAUACAUUAUUCCUUCGGGAGCACAAUCGUUUGGCGAGAGAGCUGAAGAAGUUGAAUCCACACUGGAGUGGAGAAACAAUCUACCAGGAGGCGAGGAAAAUCAUGGGAGCAUUUCAACAGAUAAUAAAUUACAGGGAUUAUGUUCCCCUAGUAAUUGGUAAGGAUGCAACAGGAAAAUAUCUCCGUCAAUACCAAGGCUACAAUGCAUCAGUAGAUCCCAGGGUCUCUAAUGUUUUCGCUACAGCUGCAAUGCGCUUUGGGCAUGUCACGAUUCAGCCAACCAUGAAACGUUAUAAUGAAAGAUACCAGGAGGACCCGAGGUAUCCCAGCAUGCUCCUGCAUGACACCUUUUUUGCUACAGGGAAUUUACUUGAGAAAGGUGGAAUUGACCCAAUCAUUCGAGGCUUGUUUGGUUACCCUGCCAAAUUGCAGUCCCAAAGCUCCAUGAUGCCAGAUGAACUUCGUGAGAAGUUGUUUGUACCACCACACCACAUAGGGCUGGACCUGUCUGCCAUAAACAUACAGCGCUCUCGAGACCAUGGGCUUCAUGGUUAUAAUGCGUGGCGCAGGUUCUGUGCACUUUCUGAGCCCCAAAAUAUUUUGGAUCUUUCUCGUGUCCUUAACAAUGUGGAACUUGCAACUAACCUCCUUAAGUUGUAUGGAAGUCCAGACAACAUUGAUGUGUGGGUGGGGGGCAUCUCAGAACCAUUCAUGGAAGGUGGCAGGGUCGGUCCUCUGUUUGCCUGUUUGAUAGGACAACAAUUCAAGAACCUGAGAGAUGGAGACAGAUUUUGGUGGCAGAACAAAGACGUUUUUACUGCCAACCAGCAGCAGGCUCUUCAACAAAUUUCAUUCCCCAGAUUGAUCUGUGAGAACACCAAGAUUGAAGACCUCCCGCAGGAUGUGUUUAGAUACAGGCCAUUCCCAAAAGGAUAUGUCAAAUGCAACCACAUUCCACGGGUAGAUCUGAGUGCCUGGAAAGAGAGCACUAAUGUAAUCCCCUGUGGCUCUAUCCCCAUUGUUGCUGAUGCCCAUUUCUCACUGUGUAAAUCUUUGGUCAGAUACACCUGUAAUUCAGGGUUCAAGUUGAUGGGAAAGGAUACCAUAAAAUGUUUGAAUAAUGGCCAGUGGAGCUCUGCACCACCUAGGUGUACAGACAUUUCUAGAAACUUGAAAGGAAUAACAGAUUUCAAAGAAGGUAAAACAGAACCUCGAUCAGUGGAAUCCAAAGGAGAAGCAACAAAUAUAGAUUUUUUUGAAGAUGGCUCAAAAGUUGAUGCUUGGACUACAGCCCGAGGCCAAAAUGAUUCUUAA
Hemiscyllium ocellatum (epaulette shark) is the source of this 2496-nucleotide messenger RNA. Its product is annotated as eosinophil peroxidase-like. The coding region runs from base 1 to 2496 and encodes 831 amino acids. The record is from RefSeq and is a predicted model, not a curated record. The transcript has 14 exons. Lineage: Eukaryota; Metazoa; Chordata; Chondrichthyes; Orectolobiformes; Hemiscylliidae. Gene Ontology annotation, molecular function: peroxidase activity; heme binding. Gene Ontology annotation, biological process: response to oxidative stress.